AUGAGCGCCAUGUCCACGGUGCUCGACAUCCUCAUUCGCGGCAUGAUGAUCGGCUUCUUCUUCCCCCUCGGCAGCGUCACCUGGCUUCUGCGGCAGGGCCUCUGGGGCGAAAAGUGGCAGAUCUUUGUCGGCUCCGGCGUCGUCCUGAGCUUGAUCGUCGGCAUCCUCGAAACCGCCGGAGCGCCUCGGCCAUUGUGUCGCCGAAACGAAACCCCUUCCGAGCGCGCCUUCCGAUCCGUUCGCGAGACCACCGACAUGUCCAAGGCGGUACCCGCGGCGGUGUGCCGCUUCGGUUUCCACGCUUCCGCAAACCACCGCCAUCGGCAUCGUCCCAGAGGCCGGAGCAGGCAGCCCGUCGCGGAGCAAACUCACCUCACGUUGAUGCCGAACGGAGACAUGAUUCGACCAUGUUUCGAAACCGAGCUCGCGCCCGACCCGUCACGGGCGAGCCGCGUCCGAGACAUCCUCCCAUGGAGGGCCCUCGACAAAGGGCCGGCCCCGCGUGAAACUACGCCGUGUACGUACAAGAGCAUCUGUACUCGUAGCGAGCCUGGUAAGGAGAGCGUGGCAUGCAUGAAAAUGUUUCAAAUGGUGCACCAUGUACACUUGGCCUGUGAUUCUCUUGACAAGCCGUCAACUUUGGCCAUCGGCAUCCACGGUCCAUCAAAAUAG
Molecule: messenger RNA, 672 nt
Organism: Drechmeria coniospora
Lineage: Eukaryota; Fungi; Ascomycota; Sordariomycetes; Hypocreales; Ophiocordycipitaceae
Exons: 2
Coding region: 1-672 (223 amino acids)
Source: RefSeq, a predicted model, not a curated record